GAUUGAGACAUAAGAUAUGUACUUUUAUCCUGGAAAAAUGUUAGGUUUUUGUGGGAUUCUCAAAAAUUUAAGGUUAAUGCGGACAAUGUCGCGGGCGGCCGUUAGUUUUGAAUAUACAUUAUAUAUUUGAUAUAUGUAGGUACUUAAUGAAAUCCUAUGUAAAAGUACUCUGUGAUCCCAGUUCUGUAUUAUACAAAGCCACACAUAGGCCAUUUAAGUAUAUAAUUUAUAACAUUUUCUUUUAAAAAUUUAAUGUUUGAUAUUAAAUGUCACAUAAUGGGAAGAGAAUAAACAUGUCGCUAAAUAAGAUAUCAAAGGUUCGAAUAUUAAGUGACAUUUGGUAUUCUGGUAACUGUCAACAAAAAUUGUGAUCAAAAGUGCUUUGCAGUUUCUCCCCUGAAUAAAAAAGUUCUUUUACAUUUCUGGAAUUAAGAAAAGCACGUAAAAUAAACAUGGUUGUUACCAAAGAAGUGCACCUUCCCACAAUGGAAGAAUUAGAUACACAGGAAGUCAAUGUUUCAACAGCGACGCUUAUGUCUGCUGCCCCAUAUCUGGGUAAGUCAUGUGAGAACGUCAACAGCGAGUACAUGCUAUGCAGGCAAGAGUUGAAUGACCCUCGGGCUUGUAUUAAAAUAGGGAAAAUGGUCACCGCAUGUGCUAUGCAAGUGUUUCGUAGAAUCAAAGCAGAAUGCUUAGAAGAGUUCAAUCAGUAUGCCAAUUGUGUUGAAAAGAGUUCUGGUGAUUUUGUUUUUAAAAACUGCCGAAAAACUCAAAUGGUGUUCGAUGGUUGCAUGUUCGAAAAGUGUCAGUUGCGUCGUCCUCAUUUUGGAUAUUUCUGCCGCGGUCGUGUCCACCGCACCUCGAGCCCCGAGCCAGCGGCGCCGCCGUGCCCUUGCCAUUCCCCUGUUCCUGACCCCACACCCUCAUUGCCCGACUGCAAACCUAGGAAACCCGCCCGAUUCGGAGGUCGUUUGUUUUGGACUAACGACUAGAACUUUGAGGGGAAUUGUUUUUUUCCUGUAUACAUGUUUUUUUUACGUUUUCUCGACAUCAAGUGUUUCGUUAUGAUAAAUUAUUGAAAUAAAUAAAUUAUUUUGGGAAUAUUAACACAAAAGUCCUUUUACGUGACGUGUUUUACGUAGGUACCUACCUUACUAGUAUAGUAUCAAAUAUGAUUAUUGCUAUGUUGUUUAACUCAAACUGAUCCAAAAAAUAAUUAGCAAGAUGGUAGUUGAACGUAGACCUAUCAAAACGUAAGAGAAGGUCAAUGAAAAUUAAGAGCUAAGUAGGUUAAACACCUUUAUUGUAGGCAAUGUUGUAAUUGCAUAAACUGAAUGGCUCACUCACUGUUACUGACACGGUGACGUAGCAGAUUAUCACAAUUAAGUAACAAUGUUUUUGGGGUAGGUACGUACCUAUAAUUGAAAAAUCAUUUUGUAGUUUUGAGCGAGGACAUGCUUUCAUUCUUACCUGCUGCCCAAAAGCACUAAAUAGAUUUUGUGCCAUAGCCAUAACUAACAAGCCUGCAUACUGGCACACAUACCUACUAUAUAUGUAUACUGAUUGAAGUUGUUAACUCGUAAAUUAAUCCAACAUGCUUGAACUAUUGGAAAAAAGCAAUCACAUUUACCUCUAGAGUUGAUCAAUCGCAUAUCGGUUGCCUUGAGAGAAUGUCAGUCAUAGAAAGAUGAGGUAUCUACUAUCAACUUUUCAGUUAACCUAAUCGGAUAAUUAUUUCAUUGGUAUUUACGAAAUCGUCCUAAAGGUCAGUUUAUCAGUCGCAGAUUAAAUUGAGCUCUCAAGAUUUCUCUUUAAGACCUUGAAUUAUUUAAGUGCAAAUUCAAAAAAACUAUUUUAUUU
Molecule: messenger RNA, 1860 nt
Organism: Chilo suppressalis (striped riceborer)
Lineage: Eukaryota; Metazoa; Arthropoda; Insecta; Lepidoptera; Crambidae
Source: the annotation of a GenBank genome assembly